This is a messenger RNA of Camellia sinensis, 1903 nucleotides long. Its product is annotated as leucine-rich repeat receptor protein kinase EMS1. Gene Ontology annotation, molecular function: protein kinase activity; ATP binding. Gene Ontology annotation, biological process: protein phosphorylation. NCBI's taxonomy places the organism in Eukaryota, Viridiplantae, Streptophyta, Magnoliopsida, Ericales, Theaceae. The record is from RefSeq and is a predicted model, not a curated record.
UCACCGUCUAUUCUCACUAGCUUGAUAAAAACAUUUGAUAUAACCAUCGACAACCGUCGAUCGACGCAGAAACAUGGAAUCAACAUGCACAUCCGACACACUGAAUGGCAUCAUUGACUUAGACCCCAAGUCUUGCACGGAAAAGUCCGAACAACUCUUCUUCCCUGAUAAGCCCGUUAAUGGCGGCUCAUAUUCUGCUUCCUUCACACAGUCCAGUCAAAAUACUCUCUCUCUCUCUCUCUCUCUCUCUCCCCAAAUUUCAACACACCAUCUUCUUCUUAGCUUCAUCUUCUCUCUCUAGAAACCCAUCUCCACUCUCUCUCUCUCUCUCUCUCUCUCUCUCUCUAAAACCCAUCUAAUCCUCCAUGGGUCCAAUUCUUCAAGCAGCCUUCGCCGCUAUAGCGAGCUUCUUCGUUGUAACCAUAAUUUUCCUUGUGAUCGUCGGCCUCUGCAAAGGAGGCAAGAAGCAAGACCCACAAUCUCGAACCCGAACGGUUCCCAAUUCGGAUCUCUCCUCCAUCGCCAUCAGCGAGAGCGCCUCCUUUGACCGGUCUCUCCACCGGAUCUCCAUGGGCGAACUCGUCAAGGCGACCCGGGAUUUCUCGUCGGACCUCAUCAUCGGCGACGGCAGCUUCGGGCUGGUCUACAAGGCCCGACUCAACUCCGGUCUCACCGUUGCCGUCAAGAAGCUCGGCUCCGACGCCUUCCAAGGGUUCCGGGAGUUCCGGGCCGAGAUGGAGACCCUCGGGAAGCUCCGGCACCCGAACAUCGUCACGAUCCUCGGCUACUGUGCCACUGGGUCGGACCGCCUCUUGAUUCUCGAGUUUAUCGAGAAAGGCAGUCUUGACCAAUGGCUUCUUGACACGUCAUCAUCGAAUAAUGACGCGUCAACCCCAAUUUUACCCUUAUCUUGGGAGACGAGACUUAAGAUCGUUAGAGGGGUAGCCAACGGGCUAAAUUACAUGCACAAUUUAGACAAACCUAUAAUUCAUAGAGACAUCAAAGCUAGCAAUGUGUUGUUAGAUUCUGAAUUUGAACCGCAUAUCGCUGAUUUUGGAUUAGCGAGGAGAAUUGAAGGUACAAGUGCCCAUGUGUCGACUCAAGUGGCUGGAACAAUGGGGUACAUGCCGCCAGAGUACAUUAAUGGCGCCACCAUGGCGACAACGGUGGGAGAUGUGUACAGUUUUGGAAUUUUGAUGUUGGAAAUCGCGACAGGGAUUCGGCCCAAUUUGCCAUUCAAGGUGGAAGAGGAGGGAGGUUGCAAGGAAGUGAGAUUGGCCGAAUGGGCUCGGAAAAUGGCAGAGAAAAAUCAACAAAUGAAGAUGUUGGAUGCUAAUAUUUCUAGGGAUGGGCUAAACCAAGAUGGGGUUGUGGAGUUUUUCAAGAUUGCUACAUCUUGUUCUAGUGAGGAAUGCAAGCUUAGGCCUUCCAUGAAGGAGGUUAUGGAGUCGUUAAAUCGGAUUCCGACUUGAAAUAAUUUUUUUUUGCAUUGGUUACUAUGCCAUUGCAAAUACUAAUUUUUUUUGCAACCAAUCGUCCUACUAUGCAAAAAAAUUUAGACGCAAAAAUCUUUUUUCUGGUGGUAGUGUUUGACGCAGAGUGAGGACAAGUUUGUUGAAUUGUUUGUAUUUGUUCAUGGGCUCAAUCAAGUGAGGUCAUGGAAAUGAAGAUUGUGAAUAGCUUUUGGUAGGCAGUGGCAAAAGGGUAAAUCGUGUAUGAACGAUUGUUUCUGAUUUUUAUGGUGUUUUUUGUAAAGCUUGUUUAUAUUGAAGUACGUUUUUUUUUUUUUUUUUUUGGUUGAGUUUUUGGUAGUUGUUUAAGGUAGUAUGAUAUGAUGAUUCAUGAAGUUUGUUAAGUCACUGUUGCAUAAUAAUUACAUUAACCAAGUAUUCAUUGAAUUGUA